AUGACGACUACUAGUCAAACCAGUGAUAGUCUUUAUUCAAAAGAAUCUUUCUCGAAUGAUUUCAUAGAAGUUGAUGAUUGGCUUGUUUCAUUCAAGGAUGAGAAAGCAUCAUCAACAUUCAACUAUAAUGCAAAGCUAAAUGCUGAAAUUCAUUUAGCUAUCACUGCAGAGCCUUCAGAGUAUGCAUCAUCGCUUUGUGAUCCCCUCUUCACACUUUAUCGCGAUGUGCAACAUCGACCAUUUGUACUUCAAUUUCUUCCAUCAUUCGUCACCACCUACUAUGAUAUUCUUCAUCAUCAACCGGAGUCAGUUGAUGCCACUACUAAGGAUUAUUAUGCACCUACACCACUUACCCAACAUGCAAUAUCAAAACAUGAAAAAAAAUGUGAAGUUGUUCAUUUACAUUCAUUUGCUCCGUUUGAUUCAGUCAAUGUAACAACAAGAGAACAAAUUCUUUGGUUUCUACUGAUUCAAUAUGGUUCAAAUGUAUCACAUAUGGAUAUAUAUUCUCGACGAUCUUAUUUUAAAAUGUCAAAAAAAUUACUUGGUCAAGGUUAUUCGUUUGAUGAUAAUAUUUCAAAAAAAGAAAAAAAUUCUAUUUUACCACUGAAUGGUCGUCGAAUACAUCUAUCAAGUCGAAUAUUAUCGGAAAUCUUAGGAACAUUAUUCUAUUUUAAAGCUAAUUCAUCAGAUAAAGAAGCAUUCGAAUGUAUGUGUUUGCUAAAACAACGUGCUGAAUAUGAAAUGUAUGCUGAUGUGAUUUUAAUGACAGAAUCUAUGAGUUAUUUACAUGAAUUUGAUAAUCAUCAAUUUGAACAGCAAGAUACAAUUGGCAUUGAAAUUGAAUUACCACCAACAAUUGAUAUGGUUAAACAAAAACGUACAGCAACAACAACACGUUCAAUUAAAAAUCGACAACGUCCACAUAAACAUCAUGUUGAAAAUCAAACAGCUAUUAUUGAGAAUGAUUUACCGAAUGACUCAAUAGAAUAUUUAAAUUUUGUUGCGGUACCAAGUGAUGCUACACCUGAGGCACUAAUACCACCAACUAGUCAUCAAAAUAAAUCAAUAUUUGAUAUACUUGAUGAAAAUACGCCAACAACUGAAUAUCUACAUUCAACUAGUAGAAAAACAUCAUCAUCAAGUGAACAACAAAAUGAAAAAAAAUCAUUAGAUGAUAAUCAAGAUGUCACAUCACCAAUGAUAAGUGAAAGAAAAACAAAUAUAUCAUCAUCAAUUGGAUUAGCAGCAUCAAGUCCAUCUCCAUCAUCCAUACGUCAUUAUAAACCAAUGUCAUUAACAUCAACACAAACAUAUUUUAAAACAAUUCAACAACAACAACGUGUAUCAUCACCAAAUAUACAAAAUGUUCAAACUAUAAUACAUGAUGAUAUUAAUGAUGAUUCUAUUCGACCACGUACAUCAAGUAUGAGACAUGGAGAAAAAAAAGAUAUUAUUGCUACAGUUCGAUUUAUGGGUACAGACCAAAAUGGAACAAAAGUUAAAGAAACAUAUUUGUAA
This is a messenger RNA of Rotaria sp. Silwood2, 1521 nucleotides long. NCBI's taxonomy places the organism in Eukaryota, Metazoa, Rotifera, Eurotatoria, Philodinida, Philodinidae. The record is from the annotation of a GenBank genome assembly.